This is a messenger RNA of Asparagus officinalis (garden asparagus), 1913 nucleotides long. Its product is annotated as CMP-sialic acid transporter 4-like. Gene Ontology annotation, biological process: pyrimidine nucleotide-sugar transmembrane transport. The record is from RefSeq and is a predicted model, not a curated record. Gene Ontology annotation, molecular function: pyrimidine nucleotide-sugar transmembrane transporter activity. The transcript has 16 exons. The coding region runs from base 264 to 1481 and encodes 405 amino acids. Lineage: Eukaryota; Viridiplantae; Streptophyta; Magnoliopsida; Asparagales; Asparagaceae. Gene Ontology annotation, cellular component: Golgi membrane.
AUAAUGUAACAUUUAAGCGAAAAAGACACGUUAUAUAUUUUUAUUUUAUAAAUUUCCCAUUUCUAUAUCCUUUUUUUGUUUUGUGCAUCUGGAUCUCAAAAAUUCUCUUUCGAUUCUUCGACUCUUCAUCUAAUUUCAUUAGUGAGGAUCUCUUUUGUAGGUGAAUGCGGUAAUUUUGAACGAGCGAUCGGAUUUAUUCUCGUUUUCGCUCGAGAUUUACGAUCUAGAUCUGAUCAAGUUUAGAAUUUUAAUUACAAAUAGAGAUGUCUAAGAAUGGGAUGAUAGAAUGCAGCGUCUGCCACUCUAAAUUGCUGACAACAAGCCCGAGGACUGUCUCAAAGGCAUAUGACAGGCGCAGAAGCAAGGUAUCGAAGAGAUAUCGCUUUUUGAACAUCCUUUUGGUCGUAGGCGAUUGCAUCUUAGUCGGGCUUCAGCCUAUUCUAGUGUAUAUGUGUAAGGUGGAUGGGAAAUUCAAGUUUAGUCCCAUCAGUGUUAAUUUAUUGACGGAAGCUGCAAAGGUUCUCUUUGCCAUAGCCAUGCUAUUAUUCCAGGCUAGACGACAAAAGGUUGGAGACAAACCCCUUCUUUCAGUUUCUACAUUUAUGCAGGCUGCAAGAAACAACGUUUUUCUUGCUGUUCCUGCUCUUCUGUAUGCCAUCAACAACUACUUAAAAUUUAUUAUGCAGUUAUAUUUCACUCCUGCAACCGUGAAGAUGUUGAGCAACCUAAAGGUUUUGGUUAUUGCUGUCCUUUUGAAGAUCAUAAUGAGAAGGCGGUUUUCCAUAAUUCAGUGGGAGGCUCUCGCGCUCUUGCUCAUUGGAAUUAGUGUCAAUCAGUUACGUUCAUUGCCAGGAGGUACUACUGCACUUGGUCUUCCAGUUGCAACGGUUGCUUACUUGUAUACAUUAAUUUUUGUAAUUGUACCAUCACUGGCAUCAGUCUUCAAUGAAUAUGCACUAAAGAGUCAGUUUGAUACAAGUAUUUAUCUUCAGAACAUAUUUUUAUAUGGCUAUGGUGCCAUAUUCAACUUUCUUGCCAUUGUUGGAAUUGCAAUAUUUAAAGGACCAAGCAGCUUUGAUAUCCUUCAAGGCCAUUCAAGGGCGACAAUGCUACUUAUAUUGAACAAUGCAGCCCAAGGCAUACUAUCCUCUUUCUUUUUUAAAUAUGCAGAUACAAUUUUGAAGAAAUAUUCGUCAACUGUUGCGACUAUUUUUACUGGAAUAGCAUCAGCUGCAUUAUUUGGUCAUACACUGACUAUUAACUUUAUGUUGGGAAUUUCAAUAGUAUUUAUAUCGAUGCACCAGUUCUUUUCGCCACUUGCCAAAGUUAAAGAUGAGGGUCCAAACGGAACAUUAGAGCUUAUGGAUGCUCAAAAUGGCAGGUCAAAGGAUGAUCCCUUUAUAAAUAUGACUGCUGGUGCAGCUGAUGGAGCUACCCAUCGCGUUGGACACGAUGAGAGGAAACCCCUUUUGCCCACUUGAUUUUGUUAUGAGGACACAGUCAAUCCCUGGAAGUUUUUGGAGAUUAUAUUGACUAGACCUGGUACAGCCUUAACCAGUUAUACAAUCAGUAACAUAACUUGCCACAGAGCACGUACAUGUUUAUACUCUUUGCUUCAGCCUGCCACCAUACUCCUCUUAUAGACGCCGAGCAUGAAGAAGUGGAAAGAGAUUGAAUCAAAAUUAGUUAUCCAGGCAAAGUCAGACUGAGUUCCAGCCGGUGAUGAUCUAUAUUUAUCUGCAAUUUUUUUCUCUUUUACAUCAAUUUUUUGCCUGUGGCAAUUUCUGUAUCUCCAUAUAUUUAAUUUGCUUUCGGUGCUUCAUCUUCUUUGAUGUGUACCAUUUGAAUGUAGAUCAUAUAUUCUUUUAAUUGAGUCAGAUAGAAAUAUGAAAUUUCUUUUUUGUUUAGCAGUA